AUGAAUGAGAAAGUGUGUAGAAUGUUCCUUACUCUAAGGAACUCCCUUUCCGAUAAAUUGGACGAUAAAAGAAAUUAUAAAUUUAUUAAUAAAAAAAAUUUCGAUGAGUAUUGUACUAAUGACAAAUGUAGUAAUAAUAUCGAAAAAAUUAAUGCUGGAUGUUUAUUUUUGUUUGAUGCAUUCUUUAAGGAUUCUUCUGCGUUUUCGUAUUAUACAAAAAAUAACAUCAAUAUUGUUGAAUACAUUAUCAUAUGGUUAAGUAAUAUGUUAAGCCUAAUCGAAGAUAAAGAAAACAACAGUCGAAAUUUUUUGUAUACUACAUAUAUAAAUAAUGAUAAGUAUACAAAUCCUAUAUCUGGUGUUGAAGGUCAUUAUAAUAGUUAUAAGGAUCUUUUAGAUAAAAAAAAUAUCAUGAAUAUGGAUAUGAAAAUUAUAUCUAAAUUAUAUGAUGCAUUUAAUACAUUAUGUAUGUUGUAUAUUGAAUUUAAUGCAAACAAGUCAGAUUGCAACAAAUAUUUGAAAUAUGCUGAUGAAUUUGUUGAAAAAUAUAAAAAACUUAAUAACGUUUAUGAUAUUAAUAAAGAUAAUCCAUAUUAUAAAUUAUUGUCUACACUAUCAAAUGAUUACAAUAAUUUAAAAAAGGAAUAUACUAGCAGUGUUUUUAAUUGUAAAAAUUUUCCAUCCCUUCCGACGAUAGAAAACAAUCAUCAUAUAGAAAGUUCUGGACUAAUUUCUGAAGAUGCAUCAUCAAGUUCGUCGAUAACAAACAAAUUAUUUAUAGUUUUAUCGAUAUUUGGUGCAAUAGCAUUUUUUUUAGGAAUUUCUUAUAAGUAUUCGCUAUUUGGAUUUCGGAAACGAGUUCAAAAACAAUAUUUAAGAGAAAAAAUAAAAAAUAUAAAGAAGAUAAUGAACCAAUAA
Plasmodium yoelii is the source of this 918-nucleotide messenger RNA. Its product is annotated as PIR protein. The transcript has 3 exons. The coding region runs from base 1 to 918 and encodes 305 amino acids. The record is from RefSeq and is a predicted model, not a curated record. NCBI's taxonomy places the organism in Eukaryota, Apicomplexa, Aconoidasida, Haemosporida, Plasmodiidae.